UUUUUUACUGUGCGUCUUACGUUUUUUUACGCAGAUUUCGUAUUAAACUACGUCUCGUAAUCAUACGGUUUUGAUGUAAAUAUUGUCUCGUGCAAUCGUAAUCAUGAAUCGUGGUGGAUCAUCGAAAGUCGUGGAACAUAACCUCUCUCCAAUUCAUCAGAGUGACCAGGAUCGCGAUUUUCUACAACGCGAACCAACACUUUAUACUGUCAAGGGUAUGGCCAUCCUUGACAAUGAUGGUAACAGGAUAUUAGCCAAAUAUUAUGACAAGAAUAUAUUUCCCACACCAAAGGAGCAAAAAGCAUUUGAAAAAAAUCUCUUUAACAAAACACACAGAGCUAAUGCAGAGAUCAUCAUGUUGGAUGGUUUGACUUGUGUUUAUAGGAGUAACGUGGAUUUAUUCUUUUAUGUUAUGGGUAGUUCUCAUGAGAACGAGCUUAUCUUAAUGAGUGUUCUAAAUUGUUUAUAUGAUUCAGUUAGUCAAAUUUUAAGAAAGAAUGUUGAGAAAAGGGCUGUUUUGGAUAGCUUAGACAUAGUAAUGUUAGCAAUGGAUGAGAUCUGUGAUGGAGGAAUUAUUUUGGAUGCUGAUGCCUCCAGUGUUGUUCAAAGGGUAGCAUUACGAAUAGAUGACAUUCCUUUGGGGGAACAAACAGUUGCACAGGUUCUGCAGUCUGCAAAGGAUCAGCUAAAGUGGUCUUUAUUAAAAUAACUUCUAUACACAAAAACUGUAUUUCGUAUAUGUGUAAAAAAAAAUGGAUCUAUUAAAAUACAAAAAAUAAAGCUAUUAAAUUUUAUACUA
Nomia melanderi (Alkali bee) is the source of this 799-nucleotide messenger RNA. RefSeq names its product COPI coat complex subunit zeta (gene zetaCOP). Gene Ontology annotation, cellular component: COPI vesicle coat. The record is from RefSeq and is a predicted model, not a curated record. NCBI's taxonomy places the organism in Eukaryota, Metazoa, Arthropoda, Insecta, Hymenoptera, Halictidae. Gene Ontology annotation, biological process: retrograde vesicle-mediated transport, Golgi to endoplasmic reticulum; intra-Golgi vesicle-mediated transport; intracellular protein transport.